Physella acuta is the source of this 848-nucleotide messenger RNA. RefSeq names its product eukaryotic translation initiation factor 3 subunit J-B-like. NCBI's taxonomy places the organism in Eukaryota, Metazoa, Mollusca, Gastropoda, Physidae. The record is from RefSeq and is a predicted model, not a curated record. Gene Ontology annotation, molecular function: translation initiation factor activity. Gene Ontology annotation, cellular component: cytoplasm; eukaryotic translation initiation factor 3 complex.
UAAAAAGAGAGUCACCGGUUAAUCCAAGAUGGACGAGUGGGAAAAAGAGGAUUUCGAGCCCAAUAUCCCACCUGCUGGGGCAGUUGCUUCAGAUAAAUGGGAAGGAGAAGAUGAAGAAUAUGACGUGAAGGAAAGCUGGGAAGAUGAAGAGGAAGAAAAAAAGGAACAGCUUACCACAGCUUACCAGAGACCGAAGAAAAAACCAAUAACUGAUAGAAUAGCUGAAAAGGCGCGAACUAAACAGAAGGAAGAGGAAAAGGUUGAGAAGACACCAGAGGAAAAACUGGCUGAGAAAAUUAGACUACAAAAGAUUCAAGAAGAAGCUAAUUUAAAAUUAGCUAAAGGUUUAUUUGGUGUAGGAGAUGCAUCUGGAAUAGACAGCAUAUAUCCGGAAACAAAAGAACAGUUUGAACAAAAAUCACAUUUUUUGAGAGUAGCAUUUAUAGAAAAACUUAUCCAUGAUUUAACCUUAACCUUGCCUGCUGAUGACAUCAAACGAAUUGGUAUUUCAUUAAAUACACUGUAUCAUGAAAAGGAACGACAAAGGAGAGAACAGGCAAAGACUCAAAAGAAAAAGAAACCAAAGGCCACAAUUAGAGUAGACAAGGCUGAUGACUUAGGUUUGGCAGAUGUGGUGGCGCAAGGAGCAUAUUAUGAUGAUGAUGAGGAUGAUUUCAUAUAUCACUCCUGUACAUAGUCUCUUUUUCUUUUUUCUUUACUCAUCAUACUAUGCUGUCUUUCCACUGUGCCUAAUUUUUAAUGACCUUUAGACAUGUUAAACAGUGUAACUAAAAGAAGUCCAACAUAUUUGAUUUUCUUUAUUCUUGUAUUGUCAAAAUUUUUUUUAC